AUGGAGACCGAAACUACCGUCUAUCGGUAUGAGGAGAAGAAGAAUGACAUCGAGGAACAUGUCUUCCCCUCCGAUGGGGAAGUCACGGAUGCCGAGCUGGAUGACUUGACGGCCUUGGUAAAAGAAACCAUUGCCGAGCACGAGAUGGAUGGCAAUUUCCCACAGGAGAUGCUAGACGCUGCCAGAGAGUUUCUGGCCAAGGACCCAAAGCAAAUCACCGCUUUGGAGGCCCAGACCUUGCUUCAAGAGAUUCGCCAUCAACGCGAUGUCUUGCUGAACGACUCGCCCUAUCCCGAAGUCCGUGCCGUCGUUGAUCCCCUCGAUGAUCCCUCCAUCUCGUCCAAUACCUUCCGUGCCUGGUUCAUCGGUCUGUUGCUCACCAUCGUCUUCACCGGUGUCAACCAGCUGUUUACCCUUCGAUACCCGAGUAUCGUUCUCACCUCCUAUGUCUCUCAGGUCGUGUCUUACCCGAUGGGAGUCUUCAUGGCCAAGGUUCUGCCAACGCGCCAGUACUCCUUGUUCGGUUACCGCUUCUCCUUCAACCCCGGCCCCUUCAACCAAAAGGAACACAUGUUGAUCACCGUCAUGGCCAAUGUCGGUUAUGGAGGUUACAUGGGUACGGCCUACACCACCAACAUCUUCACCGUGCUAAAGGUGAAGAAGUGGUAUAACAAUACCGAGUUAUACGACAAAGCCGGCUUCCAAAUCCUGAUUACCCUCUCUACCCAGUUUUUGGGAUACGGAUGUGCGGGUCUGGUGCGUCGCUUCUUGGUCUUGCCGCCAUCUAUGAUCUUCCCCAAGGCCUUGGCGACGAUUGCCCUCAACAAGGCUUUGCACAGCGAGGAGACCGGACGUUCCAUCCAUGGAUGGACCAUGUCCCGUUAUCGUUUCUUCCUGUACGCUUUCGGUGCCAUGUUUGUCUGGUACUGGUUCCCUGGAUACCUCUUCCAGGCUCUGUCUUACUUCAAUUGGAUCACCUGGAUUGCUCCCAACAACACCACCUUGGCAGCCAUUACCGGUAGUAUCACAGGACUGGGAUUCAACUUCUGGCCCACCUUUGAUUGGAACUUGGCAUCACUCAUCUACGAUCCCAUCAUUACCCCCUUCUAUGCCCUGGCCACCAUUACCUUCGGAACCGUGUUCUUCUGUAUCUGCGUGAUCGUUCCUAUCUGGUGGACCAACGUGUGGAACACUGGAUACUUCCCCAUCAUGAGCAACUCUCUAUUUGAUAACACCGGCGCCUCGUACAACGUUUCGAAAAUCAUGGUUAACGGUGUUUUCAGCCCUGAGGCCUAUGAUGCUUACAGCCCACCUUACAUGACUGCCUCGUACGCCGUCAUGUUCUUCUGCUUCUUUGGAGCCUACAUGGCUGGUGUUAUUCACAUCAUACUCUACAACCGCCACGAACUGUCCAAGGGAUUCAAGUCCUUGUGGCAAUGGAAGAAUGCUCGCGAGGAACAUGAAGAUGUUCACAACCGCCUGAUGAAGGUGUACAAGGAUGCCCCAGAUUGGUGGUAUCUGGUUAUCUUGGCCCUGUGCUUCAUCAUUGGUUGUGUUGUGGCCCACGUCUAUACCCCAUCUUUCCCGAUCUGGGGAAUGGUUGUCAGUUUGCUCCUGUGUCUUAUCUUGCAGGUUCCCUAUGGUAUGGUGUAUGCUAUCACCAACGCCGAAGUUACCAACAAUGUCCUCACCGAGAUGAUUGCCGGUUACGCCAUCCCCAACCAACCCGUCGCCAUGAUGAUCUUCAAGACCUACGGUGUCGUCUCUUGCGCUCAGGCUAUCCAGUUCGUUUCUGAUUUGAAGAUGGGCCACUACAUGAAGAUUGCCCCCCGGGUCAUGUUCAGUGCGCAGUGCAUUGCCACUUUGGUCGCUGCCUUUGUCAGUAUCGGUGUCAAUGCCUGGGCCUUGGAGAACAUCCCCAACAUCUGCGAGUCGGAUCAAGCGGCCGGAUUCAACUGCGAGGCUAUUACUACAUUCUUCACUUCCUCCGUCAUCUGGGGUGCCAUUGGACCCGCGAGACUCUUUGCCGAGGGAAUGAUGUACAACGCCACUUUGUACGGAUUCCUGUGUGGUAGUUUGCUGCCCGUUCCGUUCUACCUGCUGUCCAAGUUCUUCCCCAAGUCUGGCUUCCGUUACGUCUAUUCCCCCUUGCUGCUGUACGGAAUGAUGAACUUUGCCCCUUACAACUUGACAUACUGCAUUGCUCCCAUGAUCGUUGGUACCGUCUUCAACUGGUACAUCAAGCGCCACUAUGUUGCUUGGUGGGAGAAAUACGCUUAUGUCCUUACUUCCUCCUUUGGAGCUGCCCUGGCCAUUUCCGCCGUGGUUAUCUUCUUUGCCGUCGAGUACAAGACCGUCAAUGUCACCUGGUGGGGAAAUUCGGUUUCAUUCGCUGGAUGUGAUGACUCUGGAUGUUCAAGACUCCCUAUUCCGUCCACUGGUGUCCCAGCAUGA
This is a messenger RNA of Penicillium verhagenii, 2454 nucleotides long. Its product is annotated as OPT oligopeptide transporter. Gene Ontology annotation, molecular function: oligopeptide transmembrane transporter activity. The transcript has a single exon. Lineage: Eukaryota; Fungi; Ascomycota; Eurotiomycetes; Eurotiales; Aspergillaceae. The record is from RefSeq and is a predicted model, not a curated record. Gene Ontology annotation, biological process: transmembrane transport. Bases 1 to 2454 code for a protein of 817 amino acids.